Molecule: messenger RNA, 2292 nt
Organism: Poecilia latipinna (sailfin molly)
Lineage: Eukaryota; Metazoa; Chordata; Actinopteri; Cyprinodontiformes; Poeciliidae
Gene: odc1
Product: ornithine decarboxylase 1
Exons: 11
Coding region: 308-1690 (460 amino acids)
Cellular component (GO): cytoplasm
Molecular function (GO): ornithine decarboxylase activity
Source: RefSeq, a predicted model, not a curated record
UGCUCUUUCGGCUCGGCUCAGUCAAGCUACACCUCAAGCAGUGCGCUUCACAGGAAGGGACCUGCUUUAUUUUAAACCCCAGCUCUCUGGUCUAAUGGACAAACUCUUUGUAAAUGCUUUUUAAGAAUCUUCACUCUAGGAAGGCACACUCCAGCUGCUCAACAGGCCCAGGCCUUGAGUUGUAUCUUAAGGGGUUUAACUUCACUGGUGAACCACCUUGGCUUCUCUGCACCUGAGUAACAGCAGUUCUGUAUUCCAACUCUUUCAUAUCCAAUUUACGUGUGACGAACUGAAAGUACUGAUCAAGAUGAACACCACCACACUCAACAAAUUUGAAUUUUCCUUUCUUGAAGAGGGCUUCUCUGCUCGGGACAUUGUUGAGCAGAAAAUCAAUGAGUCAUCCUUGACAGAUGACAGGGAUGCAUUCUAUGUCUGUGACUUGGGAGAUGUUUUACGAAAACACCUCCGUUGGGCAAGAGCUCUGCCUCGCAUCACUCCUUUCUACGCCGUUAAGUGCAACGACAGCCAGGCUGUAGUUAUGACUCUGGCAUCGUUGGGAACUGGCUUCGACUGUGCAAGCAAGACUGAGAUCCAGCUUGUUCAGUCCCUGGGAGUGGAUCCAAGCAGAAUAAUCUACGCUAACCCCUGCAAGCAGGUCUCACAAAUAAAGUAUGCAUCUGCACACGGAGUCCAAAUGAUGACCUUUGAUAGUGAAGUGGAACUUAUGAAAGUGGCCCGUUGUCACGACAAUGCCAAGUUGGUGUUGCGCAUCGCCACAGAUGACUCGAAGGCCGUGUGUCGCCUCAGUGUGAAGUUUGGUGCUCCCCUCAAAGCUUGUCGCGGUCUCUUGGAGCGGGCGAAGGAACUGGGGCUGGAUGUGAUCGGUGUCAGUUUUCAUGUUGGGAGCGGCUGCACUGAUGCAGAGACCUACACCAAAGCUAUUGCAGAUGCUCGCUGUGUCUUUGAUAUGGGGGAAGAGCUUGGCUACAACAUGGAUCUCCUGGACAUUGGAGGAGGUUUUCCUGGUUCGGAUGACACUGAACUGAAGUUUGAAGAGAUUACAGUAGUAAUCAACACGGCCCUCGACAAGUACUUUCCUGUCGACUCUGGGGUCAGGGUCAUCGCUGAGCCGGGACGCUUCUACGUGGCAUCUGCUUACACAUUAGUGGUGAACAUCAUUGCUAAGAAGGUCAUCAUGGAUGACGAAUCAUCUUCAGAUGAGGAAGACGAAGGGACCAGUGACAGAACUCUGAUGUACUAUGUCAACGAUGGGGUGUAUGGCUCCUUUAACUGCAUCCUUUAUGACCACGCUCACUGUUUGCCAACAUUGCAUAAGAAACCAAAACCAGAUGAGGCGGUGUACCCCUGCAGCAUAUGGGGCCCUACAUGUGAUGGUCUAGAUCGGAUCGUGGAACUGUGUACCCUGCCUGACCUCCAGGUGGGGGACUGGCUGGUUUUUGAGAACAUGGGUGCCUACACUGUAGCUGCUUCCUCCACCUUUAAUGGCUUCCAAAGACCCGACAUUUACUAUGUCAUGUCCCGUCCUGCCUGGCAAUAUGUGCAGCAAGUCUGCUCCCAGGGCCUUCCAGCUCCGGUAGAGGAGGAGUCCUUGUUCGACCUUCCAGCAUGCUGUGGCCGAGAGAGCAGCUUGGACAUGCCCACUAAGCCUUGCCAUGCCCAUGUGGUUUAAGACCAGCUACAGAAACAAGCUGUUUUCCUUAGAUUUAUUCUUUUUAAUUUUAUUGUUUUAUUAUUAUUAUUUUUUAAUUAAACUAAGCAGAUAGUUCUCAAGCUAAUUUUUGAGGCCAGUUACUUGACAGGAGAGAAGUGGGGAUGUUGUUGCACAUAUUUCAGUGUUCUGUACAGAAGCUGGGAGUCAACCUUUGACUGAGGCUGAGUCACACCUUGGACCAUCUCUGUGGGUAUUGGAUAAGGUGUAACAAGCAGCUCUGUGUUAACAUAAUUUGCUGUUGACCUCUAGUAUUUGUAUGAGGUACUUAAUCAUGUGCCUAUUUUCAGAACUGGAAAAAAGUAAAAAAAAAACAAAGUUCUAAAUUGAAGAACUGACAUCACAUGUCAGAAGGACUCAGCUAUGAAAGUAUUUAGAGAUGGAGGUGGCUGUUGGUUUUUGGGAACAUAAACAAAAUUCCAGACCUUAUUUAUGCUAACUGACCUGCACCAUGUUAUUAGGUCAGGGUAUUUCACCACUAGGAUAGUCACAUCUGAUGCCCACAAAGCAAUGGUCAGAGGUGGGAUAAAGAUCCUCAAAUGGCUGCUAUAAUUAUCUUUUCC